UUGCACACAUUUCAGUCACGUAGAGCGCAUCAAAGGGAAUGAAAUGGCAUGUCCUUUUAUGGAUGAUCCUGUUGACGAAGAGGCUGUAUUACUUCGUAGGGAGUUACAUUUAUGUCGGGAAAGGAUUUUGAGGCCCAGAGUGGAUUUUUUGUCAUAUCCCUAUCCAUUUUUAUUUGAGCGUUACCGUUUUUCUUUACAGUCAAUAAGAUACAUCCAUAAUCUCAUCCAUCCUUACAUCAGAAACAUCAACCAUCGUGGCCGUGCUCUUACAUCCGAGCAGAUUCUUUCCGUUGCCUUACGUUUCUUUGCGAAUGGAAGUUUUUUUUAUAACAUCGGGGAUGCUGAACAUAUUAGUAAGGCUACUGUUUGCAGAGCGGUAAGGAAAGUGUGCCUCACUCUUAAGCGCUUUCUGAGAAUUUUUGUAUUGUUACCUGGGCACAAACCAGUGAGAGUCAUCAAAGCGGAGUAUCACAGGAUUGCAGGAUUUCCGAAUGUGGUUGGAUGCAUUGAUGGCACACAUAUUCCGAUCAUUGCACCUUCUGAAAAUGAAGCAGACUAUGUGAACAGGAGAUCCAUCCACAGUAUUAAUGUGCAGGUCCAUACUUUAAGUGUUCUUCUCAAGAACAUACUUGGCGAGGACACCAGUCCGUACUCAGUUCUUGUGAAAUGA
Messenger RNA from Cyprinodon tularosa, 670 nucleotides. RefSeq names its product putative nuclease HARBI1. Bases 44 to 670 code for a protein of 208 amino acids. The transcript has 3 exons. The record is from RefSeq and is a predicted model, not a curated record. Lineage: Eukaryota; Metazoa; Chordata; Actinopteri; Cyprinodontiformes; Cyprinodontidae.